Messenger RNA from Lachancea meyersii CBS 8951, 1044 nucleotides. The record is from the annotation of a GenBank genome assembly. Lineage: Eukaryota; Fungi; Ascomycota; Saccharomycetes; Saccharomycetales; Saccharomycetaceae.
AUGGUCGAUCAAUCGAAGCUUCAGAAAUGGGGGAAUCCGCGGCUGGUCUCUGAUUCGCGCUGCAACUACUACCCGACGAGCUAUGGCGAACUGAACGCGUGGCUAAAAUGCAACUACCCGCUGGAAGUGCCCGGGGCGGGCCCCACAGCGCUGGACCUGCUGGAUGCGGUACUGUAUGCGAGAGAGGACGGAGAGUUGGAUCUGGAGCACAAACUGCGAGCCGAAUACGCCAUGUUUAAGGCGAGUUCUGGUAGUUUUAAGGCGCGCGCACGCGAACCACAGGAAGACUCGAACGGUGAACUUGCCUCACUGGUACAGAUACUAGGCUCUUUGGCGCUCGACGAGGGUAAACUGGAAGCGCUGUGGCGUCUCCAACGCGACUUUGAUGGUCCUCAACGCAAUUCGGAUUCAAACGUAGCUGGUGCAAGUCGAAGUUUACAGCAGUCACAGCUGGAAGAAGUAACAUCGUAUCUGCUAUCGAGUGCUCUGCAACGUGACAUCCAGCUUAAACCGCCGCAGGGACCUGCACCACACGACGACAUUGCGUUUUUUAAACAGUGCAUUGAUGCUCUCAUGAACAUCGUGGAUUCAAAACCCAUGGCUCCGCCGCUAGACCAUAAUACAACACUCAGCGACGACACAGCGACCGCGCUUCGGGAUCUGCAAUUGGCACACAGCUUUUUGACCAAAAAAUUCGAAAAUGAUAGAAACGAAUAUCUACACAGCAUAGACAAACUGAACAGAACCAACAAAGAGCUAUCCCGGGAGCUUGCAGAACGUGCAAAGCAGGUAGCAACUCUGGAGGACAAAUGCAAGAGCUUGAAGCAACAGCGCGAGAUUCUGACUACACAUGUGGAAAACCUGCCGGUAUCCACGCCCGUUUCGAGCCCCAGCUCCAACACGAGCAACGGAAACAUGUACUCGAUCGGAUCGAUGAGGGCAGAGUUCAAAAAAGUGCUAACGGAGGCGCGUCUGAAGCAUGAGGAGGAGCUGGAACGCGAACGGUCGCUUCGCAAGAGGCUGGAGAAGGAACUGGAUCGCUAG